AUGGCAACCGACGACGAAACACCACCAUCCGCCCCACAGGCCAGCGAAAACUUGGAGGGACAGUCCAUGACAACCUCCGCAACAGUUCCAGCGCCAACAUCCGCGGAUUCAAGCUCUAAUAAGAGUGAGAACAGCGACAACAACCGCGACAUCAAAGCGGAAGAUGACGUUGACAACGAUUCGGAGGAUUCGGCCACUGAGAUCAACAUCCGCAUGCCCAUGGCAGCACCGGGUGCUCCUCGCCAACCUCGCUCACAACCAUCUAUGUUGCUCAGAGGUAUAGUAGUCUCAAGGACGAGUCCAAUCAAGAGCGAUGAGACAAUGGAUCGACUAAGUGAUGGAGGGAAGAGGAUGCCACCCGGAAAGAGAGCUCGGAGGAAAAACUGCAACCGUAGUUACAGUCGAAGCCUUCACCGAACACCUAAUCCGCCCACCUCCAAUCCAUAUCGACGCUGCCACGGACAACCAGUCCGCACGGCGGCAGUCGAGGUCGACAUCCCGCGUCCAACGCCAACAGCCGCAUCCGAACCUGUCUUGGACAGAAUAGGAGAGUUUGUGCUCCGCUCAAUCGACUCCUAA
Caenorhabditis remanei is the source of this 579-nucleotide messenger RNA. RefSeq lists its product as uncharacterized. The transcript is spliced from 4 exons. The record is from RefSeq and is a predicted model, not a curated record. NCBI's taxonomy places the organism in Eukaryota, Metazoa, Nematoda, Chromadorea, Rhabditida, Rhabditidae. The coding region runs from base 1 to 579 and encodes 192 amino acids.